AUGCUCGAAACGGUCGUUGAAGUUGACGAGAAUGAGUAUUCGGCGAGGGACUCCGUCUCCACACGGGGGUCCGAGACGCGCAUGCUUGAGAGGGGAAUGGACGCACUCGCAGCAGCAGUACAAGCUUUCCACGAUGGUGAUUUGGGGCGACCACGCGAGAGCGACCGUAUCCGCACAGGAUCGAUCCCCAAGCCAAUUCAUAUGAGAUCUUCCAGACCGGCAAAUAUGGAACCUCAAGAUAGUACAGGCCGUCGAGGAUCAGUCGUCUCGCGACUGCCAUCGUCGGAGCAGGCAACUAUGGCCUGUGGAAGCACCUCAAAUCGCCUUCAACCCGACUCCAGCGAAUGCAAGCCUGGGAACAAUACCGAGCAGAAUGUCUCACAAUCAACGAGAUUUCGCAUGUGGGAGAAAAACCUUCUGGGCUCCCUGCGGCAGAUGCGACUUGACGAAGAGAAGCGCCUCGUCGACCGACGGGAAAGCUUGCAUAUCGAGAUCCCCGCCAGUCCCAGGUCUCCUAUCGGCCGUCGACUAUCAGAAUUGCAGACUCCACCGUUUCCGUCUCGUUCAAAUGGCGAAGAUCGUGGUUUGCAGGACGGCCACGGCGGAACCCCAUAUGCAAGAUGCGGAGCUUAUCAGCUUGUCUACGCCAACUCUGCCCUGCAGGACCUUCAUCAUCAGCUCGACGAUUCGAGGCGCUUCUUGGAUUCGAUGAUCAAGCUCAAAGUAAAGAGCUCCGGGCUUGAGGAGAAGAAAAAGCAGGCGACAAGCACCUCCGAGACAAUCGUGCGGAUGCUCAACCGGCUUGAGAAUGCAUGUGGAAGGAUUCUGCGUGAACAGGACCUAUUGGCAAAUGAGAUGGAAUCAAGAGCCCCUGACGAGAAGUGGAAGAACAUGCUCGACACCGUGAUGACUAUGGCCAAUGUCCUUCAAGUCGAGGGCAAAGUGGAAGAGGAAGUCUAG
This is a messenger RNA of Verticillium dahliae VdLs.17, 960 nucleotides long. RefSeq lists its product as uncharacterized. The transcript has 2 exons. Lineage: Eukaryota; Fungi; Ascomycota; Sordariomycetes; Glomerellales; Plectosphaerellaceae. The record is from RefSeq and is a predicted model, not a curated record. The coding region runs from base 1 to 960 and encodes 319 amino acids.